Messenger RNA from Mus caroli (Ryukyu mouse), 790 nucleotides. Its product is annotated as aurora kinase C. NCBI's taxonomy places the organism in Eukaryota, Metazoa, Chordata, Mammalia, Rodentia, Muridae. Gene Ontology annotation, biological process: protein phosphorylation. The record is from RefSeq and is a predicted model, not a curated record. Gene Ontology annotation, molecular function: protein kinase activity; ATP binding.
AUGGAGCCCAGCAGCUCAACCAGACACCCGAACAUCCUUCGCCUGUACAACUACUUCUACGAUGACACUCAGAUAUACUUAAUUCUGGAGUAUGCUCCAGGAGGUGAGCUCUAUAAGGAGCUUCAGAGAAAUGAGCAGUUGGACCAGCAGCGUACAGCCACGAUAAUACAGGAGUUGUCAGAUGCCCUGACCUACUGCCAUGAGAAGAAGGUGAUUCACAGGGACAUCAAGCCAGAGAAUCUCCUGCUGGGCCUCAANGGUGAGGUGAAGAUCUCAGACUUUGGGUGGUCUGUGCAUACCCCCUCCCUCAGGAGAAAGACAAUGUGUGGGACUCUGGACUACUUGCCCCCGGAAAUGAUAGAGCAGAAACCGUACAAUGAGAUGGUUGAUCUGUGGUGCAUUGGCGUGCUCUGCUAUGAGCUGCUGGUGGGGAAGCCACCCUUUGAGAGCAGCACCUCCAGUGAGACAUUUAGACGCAUCUGCAAGGUGGAUUUUAAGUUUCCUUCAUCAGUGCCUGCAGGAGCCCAGGACUUGAUCUCCAAGCUUCUUAGAUACCAUCCUUCAGAGAGGCUGAGCCUGGCCCAGGUCCUGAAGCACCCCUGGGUCAGGGAACACUCUCGAAGGGUGCUGCCUCNCUGUGUUCAGAUGUCUUCCUGAGCCCUGUCCGUCUCUAUCCCUAUAUAUUUCUUCAGGAAGCUCUCCAGGCUGUUUGUUAGUGUGUGUGGUUUGCUUGUUUUCUCUUUUAUGAAAUGAUGUUAAUUAAAACUGAUUAUUUUCGCAUCAAAAAAAA